Pyrus x bretschneideri (Chinese white pear) is the source of this 1135-nucleotide messenger RNA. RefSeq names its product clathrin light chain 1-like. The record is from RefSeq and is a predicted model, not a curated record. Lineage: Eukaryota; Viridiplantae; Streptophyta; Magnoliopsida; Rosales; Rosaceae. The transcript has a single exon. The coding region runs from base 627 to 986 and encodes 119 amino acids.
CUGCAUUAUUGGUUUUAGUCAUUAGCUGGUUAACCAAACGAAAGAAAUGAGUGUAUAAAUUUAUGGCUUAUUUUCUUUUCAAUUGUUUUCAUCUGCACUGAUUAAUGCAUUGAAAUAUUUUGAUUUGACCUUUUUGCGUCAAUGGAUGCAGUCUAAAUGUCAUCCAUCUAGAGGAAAAACAAAACAGAGAAAGGGAGAUGCGGAACCAGAUUAUCUUUAAGCGGGCCUUCUAUGAGAAAUGGAAACUCAAUUGUGAAACUAACAAAGCUCACAACAGAGCAAAGGAGAAGGUAGUAAUUCUAAAACCCAUCAUCUUCUACCUCUUCCGUAAUCCUGAUUCUCUCACCCUCCCUCCCUCUCCCUUGCUCACUUGUACAUGCAUCUACGAUCACCAUCAGUGCUUCAUAACUAAGUCGUGAAUUUGAAUUUCUGUGCGGCUGUACCUGGCCAACCAAGAGAAGUUCCACAAAGAAGCUGACAAACAUUUCUGGAAAGCAAUAGCUGAGCUGAUUCCUCGCGAGGUUCCUAAUAUUGAGAAGAAGAGAGGGAAGAAAGAUCCUGACAAGAAGCCCUCAAUCGUUGUCAUCCAGGGCCCAAAACCUGGUAAACCGACUGAUCUUUCAAGGAUGCGACAGAUUUCCCUGAAGCUGAAACCGAACCCUCCACCACGCAUGAUGCCGCCACCAGCUGCCAAAGAUGUCAAGGAUGCAAAGGGAGGAAAAGAUGGAAAGGAUACAAAGGAUGUAAAAGAUGCAAAGGAUGCCAAGGAAGGAGGAAAGGACGCAAAGGAAGCAGAGGAAGGAAAGGAUGCGAAGAAUGGAAAAACUAAUUCACCAACCGCAGCUGGAGCUGCAGGUGCAAGCACACCUGUUUCACCUGCCAAAGACGUUGCUGCCAAUGGUACUCCCGACUUAUCAAAACCAGAGGCUCCUGCUCAACCAGAGGGUGAGCAACAUUCGGAAACCAGGCCAGAUCCUACCAAGUAGUGACCCUUCAUAUUUUUUUAUUCUUUACAUUAUAUUUGAGUCUGCUGCUUAGAAACUUCCUAUGAAGAAUAAACACAAUCAUUUGUUGAUGAUCCAGAGUCUGCAGCAUGGAAUGUAGAGAUUUUCUUCCUAACUUGCUCGAGGGUUUU